AUGAUCACCGUCCGCAUACCCGGCACGCUGACACCGAAUCUGGAUCACCAUAUGGCUUCCUCGACUACAAUGAACUGGGAGAGUCUAGCCAUCGAGGUCGAUCGUCUUCACCUCGGCAAUCGCCCCGCCGAGAUGAAUUUCAAGGGUAUCGUAGAAGACCCCGCGAUCGAUCUUAUAGCAGAUCUCUAA
Messenger RNA from Alternaria arborescens, 189 nucleotides. RefSeq lists its product as hypothetical. The coding region runs from base 1 to 189 and encodes 62 amino acids. Lineage: Eukaryota; Fungi; Ascomycota; Dothideomycetes; Pleosporales; Pleosporaceae. The record is from RefSeq and is a predicted model, not a curated record. The transcript has a single exon.